Penicillium argentinense is the source of this 3945-nucleotide messenger RNA. RefSeq lists its product as uncharacterized. The coding region runs from base 1 to 3945 and encodes 1314 amino acids. The transcript is spliced from 3 exons. The record is from RefSeq and is a predicted model, not a curated record. NCBI's taxonomy places the organism in Eukaryota, Fungi, Ascomycota, Eurotiomycetes, Eurotiales, Aspergillaceae.
AUGGAAGGACACACGACGAUGAAUAGCUGGACAACUUCGAACUAUGCGAGCAACGAGCAGCCGAUGAAUUCCCAGUAUCCAGGCUGGUCAAGCAACCAGCCGUCGCCAAAUCGUCGCGAACAUGCGAUUCAACCUCCACUGUUGACAACGGCCCUUGGAGGCUCGCAGUUUCACCAUGUUAACACGCCUCUUUCCACCACAUCGCUAUCGAGCCCCUUUACGCAAAGUCAUUCUCCCUAUGUUGCUUCGCCAGCCAACGGAAGAUCGGCAUCGUCUUCGUCUUCAAUGGCGUCCAGACAGCCAGCUGGCUAUAGUGUCCCUUACAAUCCGCAAGACUGGGGACCCAUGGGCGCCCCUGGUCAGGCUCCAUAUCACCAGUCUAGCAACACUCCUCGAGUUGCACCGCAGCAGAGGACCUAUGCAGUUAUUGUAGACGAGACUUUGUCACCUCCCCCACCCCCGUAUUCUCCCCCAAGCAGUCAAAAUCGUGUUUCGCCAGAAACAUAUGGAUCUCCAAAUCCGAAUAUCGCAGUAUCUUCUAGCGUGACCCCACCCCAAAAUCCAGUCAGAGAAAAUGACUUUGAUGUGUCGACCGAUUAUCAACGACGCUCUGUACAUCGCCCCCGGCCACUCUCUAUGGUAUACCCAAGUGAGGCAGGACCUUCUCGACAGUCACUACCUCCUCCUCCACCGCCACAAGGCCAUCCAGGGUCCAGAUCGGUUUCGCAAAGUCGUGUUGAUGGAUACCAGGGGAUGGGCUAUAACUCUGUCGCACAGCAGCCUCGGCCCAGAAUAUCAUCAUCAAACUAUGAACAGCCCCUGCCAUCACCUGCCAUGAGAGGAAAUGCACUAGGAUCGUCAUAUGGUCAACUCGAGGCCCCACAAAGACCGCCUGCUUCUCGCAGAGCAGCAUCUGCUGGUGCUGUGGUCAGCAGUGCUGGGUCCUCAGGCGCAGCAAGUCAAUCGAGGAACCGGUCACCUUCAAACAGUGGCUGGGAGCCAGGGAUGCCUCUGCCGCCACCUCCUCCGGGCCCUCCGCCAACCACGGCAUCGGUCAGUGUGAGUGGAUCGUCGGAAUCAUCUUCUGCCAGAACAGUCCAUGUGCCCAGCAGAACCAGAGCUCGACCCCCGGUGCUAGGGACUGGUCUUGGGAGUAUACCUCCUACACCGGCUGAUUGGGUAGAUGAGGAGUAUAUGAACCACCGCCCAACCCAGGAGUCUGAAUUUCUCUAUGUUGAUACAGCCAAGGCAAGGGCAAUGCCAAAUCCAGUGGAUGACCCUAACUCCAAUGACGUGACUCAGCAGUCCCAAAGGACUCCUGGGAGUGGAGGAAGUGGUCUUUUCCGCAGCUCAGCAAUUCGAGAUCCCAGUGCCAAAGGUAUCCGUGAAAGAAGAAUCGAACGCCGCAACCGACGAAGUCAAUGCAUCGAAGACAUGAGCGCAAUUUCUACCAGUGGAAACCCUUGGGCAGAUGCCUUGGAGCAAAUCAAGCCCUCGAAUCUUGUUCUCCCAGACCAUGAAAAGGCGAGCCCUGACCCAGUACACCAGCCCACGUCGUCACGGUUUACGCCUCAAAGCAGUCGCAGUAUUGGUUCAGAUGGACGUACUGGGUCUCGAUCUCGAGCAUCUUCUGGAGGUCUUUUCACAGACCAGUCAUCAUCGUAUACAACGCCCAUCAAGCUUGAUUCAAGCCCCGUUGGACCGUCAGCCGCUUUCGCGCACACUCCACCAUUCUCACCAAAAGGGGGAUCGACCUCAUCAUAUUCCCAGGAGGUCUCGCAGACAGUCCCUCCCAAGGCACUCCCGACACCGCCUCUAAAUUCUGGCAAAGACCUUCAACCACGCCCUCGUGCCUCAUCCAGAGGGCCAGAAGACAGACCCAUCUCUCACAUCUUGCACAUGCCCAACGAUGUCAUCUCGGGAAUCAAACCUUUGUCACCGCGUCGGAUUCCAGGCCAACAAGUGAUACAACCGCCAUCCCUGGAAUCGAUAAUCAAGCAAGAUACCGAGUUUCUUCAGGAUGCCAUGCAACGGCACAGGAAAUUCAUCGAACAAGAAGCCGCCGCAGUCGACGAAAAUGAGGCUCUGAAGCUCUUCACCGAGUUCAUCAUCCAAGAAUCGCAGAUUCGCCGUGUGCGCUACGCCGCUGUCUGGGAGUCAAACCCAGCAGUAGUUGAAGAUGUUGUUAACAAGCUAUUCACCAUGCCAAUGCCCCAGAAAGCAAAACCUGUGAAGCCAACGCUCGAGAUACCCCAAAACCGAACAAGCCGACCUGAUUCUGCGUGGUGGAAUAACUACCAGCCCUGCCUGUCACCAAUCGCCAGUCUCAGCAUGAGCAAUGACGAAAUGAGUUCUCGAGGGCGCGCACCGAGUCGCUGGUGGGAAUCGAAAACCGGAUCCAGCGGUGAUGGAGCCGGGAGAAGAGUUCAGCGGUCGAAACGAGAGUCCAAAUACAUGGGAUUGCCGCGGGAUGGCACGCAAUGGGAUUCGGAAAAGACGCCGUCAAAGCUCGAUGACGCCGGUGCACAUUACACUGGCGAAUAUGCCGCUUAUGGACCAGACGAGUACCCAGCAGAGAAGGUGGGCUGGCAUGAAGAAGGAUCUUCUUACUCGGUAAAUGGGAAUGGCAACCCAUUUGGACAGCCACGAGCGAGCCAGAAACUAGACAUUUCGCGACUGAUCACUCUGCCCCCGCCUUACCCGCGUCAUUAUCCCGCCGUCAACAACAGCCACCCGGAUCUUGUGUCCUACAGAACUGUAGUUCGUUCGAUCACCGAUCUUUCCGAGAUCAAAUCUACCCGGCAGCGAUACCAGGAAGAUAUGGAGACGAUGUUGCAGGAACACUCGAGUCAAGUCAAGGAGGGUCGUCAGCAGUUCAAAGCGAAUAUCCAAAGCCAGAUCCAAGAAGGUAGCCUCACCUUUGCGGAAGCUGCGGAGGCCGAAGCCGCCAUGCUGGUUGAGGAGAACAGGCUCGAACGGGGAUUGGUCAAGCGUCAACUCGAUACCUAUCAAGAGACAGUGCUGAACCCGAUGCUUGCGAUUCUUAACGACCGGAUCGAUAGAGCGACAGCUUGUAUCGAUGAGUUGAGCAGCAAGCUCUUCGACGAUGCGCAGCAUGAGACUCCAGACCAAACCCAGGAGGAAGGCGAUGAGAAACCUGAGCUCCUGGAGAAGCUCACACAGCUUAAAUGGCUGUUCGAAGCGAGGGAGCAACUUCAUCGAGAAUCGUUCGAUCUGGUCAGCGACCGCGAUGAGAAGUAUAAGGCCGUGGCCUUGCUGCCAUAUCAGCAAGGGAAAAACGAAGAGAAGCUCCGGGAAACACAGGCGUUCUUCUCCAAGGACACUCUGGACCGACGUGUACAAUAUGAGACCUCGGCUCUUACUCGGCUUGAAUCAUUCUUGGACGUGAUCGAACAGAACGUUGUUCGCGGCGUGGAGGUUCAGCUAUCCGCAUUCUGGGAUAUUGCUCCAUCACUGCUGGAGAUGGUGCAGCAAGUUCCCGAAGACUUGUACGGCUUCCAGGUUCAAAUUCCUUCGAAUGAAUACGAAGAGAAUCCGAGCUACCGCACCCACCCGCUACAGUAUCUCUAUUCCUUGCUGUCACAUGCAGAGAAGUCGAGCUACCAGUAUAUCGAGUCACAGACCAACCUCUUGUGUCUUCUACACGAAGUUCGAUCAGCCUUGAUGCGAGCUAAUCGGAAUCUCGCCGAGGCAGAAAGAAUAUGGCACGGAGAGCCGGAAGAGAAUGUGCGACGGGGGACGCAGCAGACCCGAGCAGAUGAGGAGCUUGCCCUCACGACCGACUUGAAGGAUAAAGUUGCUACCGUUGAGGGUCAAUGGACAGAAGCAUUGGGUAGUCAAAUUCAAGGAUUGCGAGAGCGAGUCAAAGACCAGCUUUUGGCCGAAGACGGAUGGGAAGAUUUGGAGCGAUUGGAGCAGGAAUAG